AAUACUUCAAAAUUUCAGGUUGAUGAAAAUGUUGAGGACUUCUUCUCCAAACCGUCUACAGUCAUUGUUAACAGUAUACCUGAAAAGAAGGAGGAGACACCCUUCAAGAGUCCUAGUACAAAAUCUACACCAGAAAGUAAGAAAAAAAUGGGAGGAUUUUUUAACUUUGCCCACAAAGACAAGGAACAAAAGGACCCAAAAGGAAAAGAACCAAAAAAGGGAGGUUUACUGUCUAAGCUACAUGGAUCACCAAAAUCGAGCCCGUCUCCAAAUAAGAGCAGAAUUUCAAAUGUUCAGGAAGAGCCUGAAGAAGAAUCCAUUAACAAGAACAACAGUGGUCUUACUAGAAGUACAACUGAAAAUUCAUCAUUACGAGGAAGUAUGGACAAAAAAUCUGAAAAACCAAAGGAUGAUCAGUCACCUAAAGUACCAAGAAGUGCUACAGAAAAUGUUUCACUAAGUGGUAGUUUAGACAGAAAGUCUGAUAAAUCGGACACCAUCAGUACAAAAUCUGAUUCUGAUAGUUUAAGUAGAAAAUCUGACAAGUCUAAUAGUUUAGACAGUAGGAAAUCUGACAAGUCUGGAGACAAAUCACCAGUAAAUGUAGCAGAAAGUGAACCAGCAAAAAGUGAGGACGUGAAUAAAGCUAAGGAUGAUAAGAGUGAAUCAAGUAGCGAAAAUGAGACAGAAGAGACCACUGGAAAAGGAACAGAGGCUGAUAAAGAUAAAGUGGAAAAUGGAGAUGCUAAGAAAGAAGAAAAGAAACCAUUACAACUUCCAAGUACUAAAAGGUCAUUCAGUAAAGCUGAUGCUAAGAAAGAAAAAGCUUCUGAUGAUACUGUUGAAGAAAAGUCAGAAGAGAAAGAUGCUUCAAAGGAAAGUGUCAAAGAUGAGAAAGAAAACAAGGAAACUGAGGAUCUAGUUGAAAAGAAAGAACAGGAGGAGGUUAAGGAAGAAGUAAAAGAUUCUGAGGCAGAGAAAGACAAGGAGGAACCAGAUAAAACUGAUGAGAACAAACCAUUAAGUGUUGCCAGGAAACCUGGGGUACCAGGGGGUAUAGGCUUUGGUCUUAAUAUAAUGGCAGACUUAAAGGCUAAACAGGAGAAGAGAAGGUCACAGAUGCCAAGUAAGCCAGCUGCGCCACCACCUGACCAGACAGAAAAUCGAGGAUCUGCGGCAGAAGAAAAGAAGUCACCAUUUGGUCUACACAACCUUAAACCUGUAACAAAAACUGUGCCAAAGGAAAAUACUAGUGCACCAGUUAAACCAUCGGACAACAAGUCCAGUGAUUCAGUUAAGAGUGCUGAAGUUCCUGCACUAAAGACUAGAACUGGAAGUGUAGGGACAGAUAACAAAGGUGGUAGUUCUGAUACUAAAACUGUGACCCCAGUAGCUAAAGCUGAUCAGAAGGCAAUGAAAAACAAUUCUUUGAAAGAUUCAGGAGCAGAAAAACCUUCAGUGACACCUAGACCGUCAGGUUUCAACAAGCCUCCUCCACCAACCAGACCAAAGCCCCCGAUCACAACCAGCAAACCUACUCCAGCCCCAAGGAAAAGUCUUUCCAGUACUGAUAGUACAGAGCAUGUUCGAUAUCGACAUUCAUACGAUGAAGAAAUGAAUAAACCAGGAAAGAAGCCUGCUGAAGGGGGUGUGGUAUACGACUCUGCCACUUUGAAAAUGUCAGUGAAAGACAAAAUCUCAAAGUUCAGGAGUUCAGGGAGUGAAAGUGAAGCUGGUAAAGGGAAGCCACUCUCACAACCUGAGAAAAAGGAACAUGUGAUUUCAAGAGAUAGUAAGAAAAGUGACUCACUGCCAAGUGAUUCAGACAUAUCCAAUGCCGAGAAGUCUUCAUCUUUGUCAAAGGAAACAACUCCAUCUGAUAUUAACAAAGGGGAAACAACUCCAGAAGCUGGUGACCUUGACCUUCGAAAGAUUGAGGAGAAUACAAGCAUGACAGAUAGUGGUAUAGUAGACGACUCGCCGAGGUCUUCUGUGAAAGACACACUGUCAAAGUUUGACAGCAACGAUGUAGGAUUGAGGAAACAUGGAUCUCUGCCUAGACAUAUGAAAAAGGAAGAUGCUGUGAAUGAUGGUGAGGAAAGUCCAAAGCGUCCUAAGUCAAUGUUUGCUUUGGUUGAUAGUCGUCCUGACCUGAAGAAACCAGCAGAAAAUAAAGCAGUAAUUCCGGAGGAGAAAGAAAAAGACUCACCUACAGAGGAAAUUAUACUUGUGUGAUCAUAGUGUGUAAUAACAUUGUGCCAUGGCACACUGUAAAAUUGUAUACCUCUAGUUGCUAAGAUAAUGGAAUGCUUUUUAAUUAACAAAAAAUUAAUACACAACAAAGUCACUCUCCUUAAAUGUAGUAAAAUAUUACAUAGAACUUUAUUUUGCUUUUACCUGCAGAAUAAAAAGAAUUAGCUCAAGUUUGGUGUUUUUCUUUGGAACAAAACUAGGUCAAAUAAUUUUUUUUGUACUAACUCAGUUUUCCUUGUAUAAGAUUAAAAAUUUAGAAAGGAUAAGGGAGGAUUAAAGUUGAAGAGGAGAGCUUGGCUGAUCUGACUGAAUUUUGGCAUGAAAGUUUGUUAUUCAGCAAUAAAGACUUUCUGCGCAAAGCUGUUGUCAAUUUCUCUGUAUAGGAGUUUGUGUUCUGAGAAAUAGAUGUAGUUAGAGAUUUAUUUACUGUUUAAAAUUUUUUUUUAGUACCGGUACUUACACAAAUUAGUGCUUUAUCAUGUUUAUGAUUAUUGCUUAUAUGUUACAUUAUGUAUAUACGUACAUUUUGUUACCGAGACUUGCAUUAUCCAUAGUGAAAUAUAUUAUCAAAGUCACUUAUAUAUUUACUGUUCAUGUAUUGAAACAAGACUUGAUUGUAAGUAGACCUGUAAAUAUUUCUUGAGAUUUUCAAAUAGGGUUCCAAUUUACACAUCUAGAAAGGGUACCAUUACACAACCCUUACAAAACAUUAUUGCUGUGAUGGUGUUGUAUUUACGUUUUUUAAUGUCAUAAUGCAAACUGACCAGAUUGUGCUACCAUAACGUCACUGCUGAGAUUUUACCUUUAAAUUAUUGUUGACUAUUAAAUUCAGAGUGUUUCAGCAUGUUUUUCAAGCUGAAGGAUGUAAGAUCGAGCCUCAUUUUGUUGACACUACAUUGGCCUGCAGUCAUUAUUUUGUUAAUAUGAUUUUGUGGUUUUUGAAAAAAAAGUACAGAAAUAUUUUUACCUACUAAAAGCUUUGAAAUUUCUUUAAUUUGCAAAAAUGAAUGGGUAUUUGAUCUUGUGAAUCAAAAUCUUGUUAACUUGAAAUAUAUUAGUAGCUUCCAAGGUUUGAGUAUUUAGAGGACAUUGAAAGUUUUCAUACUUACUGAUAUAAUUGUUAGGCAUUUUUUAAAACGGUGAUAAAGAUACAAAAUUCCAUGAAAAUUUUGACUCUUGAAACUAAUAGACUUUACUGAUGGACCAGGUAGAGAAAUAAAAAUGUAUUCUGUUAUAAAUUUGUUUGAAAGAAUUAUUAGUAAUUUACCACAUCACAUUCCAAAAAAAAAAAAAAAAUCAUAUUUUAAAAUGGUUGUAAAUUAGGACCAAAAUCAUCUGUGUUAGCUUAGGGAACAAUUACUGUUAAUGCAAGUUCAUUUUAUUGUACAAGUUCAUUUUACUGUCAUAUCUCUUAUUAUAUGUAGACCACAAAACUAUCAUUGAUGCAUAUAAUAGGCGAUAAUUCCAUGCAUAUGUUUUAUCUGUAUUUUUUUGGCAAAAUUGUGCAAUUUUGUAUGUUUUAAGUGUAUACAGGUAUAUGGACUUGCUACCAUUUUCAUUAUGUAUGUAACGAAGCAGUGAACUAUUAAAGUUAUUUGAAUGAAAUUUACAGAAUGAUGUAAGCAAUUGAGACCUUGGAGAGAUUGUUUCUUCAUGCAAAUGCAUCAGCUAAUGUCGACUUGGAAUUGAUUAAAAAUGAGAAAAUUUGACCUUAUAGAAUGUGUACACUAUGAGAAAAUAUUAUACUGUAGACUAGACUUAUUAAAUGUAUUUACCAAAUGUAGUCCUCAUCUUUUUAAUGCUUAUGUUGGCAGAAUCAUGAACUGGUAAAUGACCUUUUUUAGCUCACCUGAGCACAAAGUGCUCAAGGGUGAGCUUUUGUGAUCGCCCUGUGUCUGUCGUCGUCAACAAUUUGACUGUUAACACUUAGAGGUCACAAUUUUGGCCAAAUCUUAAUGAAACUUGGUCAGAAUGUUACCCUCAAUAAAAUCUUGGACGAGUUCGAUAUUGGGUCAUCUGGGAUCAAAAAGUAGGUCACCAGGUCAAAUCAAAGGAAAAGCUUGUUAACAUUCUGGAGGCCACAUUUAAGAUAAUAUCUCUAUGAAACUUGGUCAGAAUGUUAAUCUUGAUGAUCUUUAGGUGAAUUUCAAAUCUGGGUCAGGUGGGAUCAAAAACUAGGUCACCAGGUCAAAUCAAAGGAAAAGCUUGUUAACACUCCAGAGGCCACAUUUAAGACUAUAUCUUCAUGAAACUUGGUCAGAAUAUUAAUCUUGAUGAUCUUUAGGUCAAGUUUGAAUCUGGGUCAUGUGGGAUUAAAAACUAGGUCACCAGGUCAAAUCAAUGGAAAAGCUAGUUAACACACUAGAGUCCACAUUUAUGACCAUAUAUUAAUGAAACUUGGUCAGAAUGUUAAUCUUGAUGAUCUUUAGGUCAGAUUCAAAUCUGGGUCAGGUGGGGUCAAAAACUAGGUCACCAGGUCAAAUCAAAGGAAAAGCUUGUAAACACUAGAGGCCACAUUUAUGAAAUAUCUCCAUGAAACUUGGUCAGAAUGUUAAUUUUGAUGAUCUUUAGGUCAAGUUCAAAUCUGGGUCAGGUAGGGUCAAAAGCUAGGUCACCAGGUAAAAUCAAAGUAAAAGCUUGUUAACACUCUAGAGGCCACAUUUAUGACUAUAUCUUCAUGAAACUUGGUCAGAUUGUUAAUCUUGGUGAUCUUUAGGGCAAGUUUGAAUUUUUGUCAUGUGGGGUCAAAAACUAGGUCACCAGUUCAAAUCAAAGGAAAAGCUAGUUAACACUCUAGAGGCCACAUUUAUGACCAUAUCUUGAUGAAACUUGGUCAGAAUGUUAAUCUUGAUGAUCUUUAGGUCAAGGUCAAAUCUGGGUCAUGUGGGUUAAAAAAUUAAGUCACCGUGUCAAAUCAAAGGAAAAGCUAGUUAUCACUCUAGAGGCCACAUUUAUGACUGUAUCUUCAUGAAACUUGGUCAGAAUGGUAACCUUGAUUAUCUUUAGGUCAAGUUUGAAUCUAGGUCAUGUGGAAUGUGACCUACUGACCUACUUUCUUGUUUUUUUAAGAAACAGCCUCGAAAUUUGGAUAUGUACACUUUUGCAGACUGAUCUUAAAACUGAAUUUCAGUCACCAUGAUGGUGACCUACUGACCUACUUCCUUGUUUUUUAAGAUACAGUCAUGAAAUUUGGAUGACAUGUACAGUUUUGCAUACCGAUCUUAAAACUGACUUUCAGUGACCAUAAAUAUGACCUACUUUCUUAAUAUUUUAGCAUCAGUUUGACAUUUGAAACAUGUAGCUCAUAUUACUCAGGUGAUCAUGACCCUCUUGUCUUUUUUUUUUUAACUUUUCAUUUUGAAAUGUCAUGUUUAAAGCAGGUUAUUAAUAAUUCAGUUGUGGCAUGUGUAAAACUUUUAAAAUUGCUACCAAAAAUAUUUUGUUUUCACUGUCUUACAUUUUGCUUAUGUCUGAAUGUAGCUAGUGGCAAAAUUUAAUGGCUGUGUAUACAUUGUAUAUAUAGAAAAACAAAUAUAAAUAUUGUUUCGAGUUGAAAUUGUUGAAUUUUUUUGUUAUAUGAUUCUGUUCAAACAGUUCAGUAGUUUACUGUGUUUCUGAUAAAAAGUUACUGUAUUUUACUUUGACUUGGUCGAUUAUACAUGUACAUGUAAGCACAAAAUUGAACUUAUAAAUGAUAUAAUGGCGUGAAAUAGUAAUCUCAGUUUGUCAGUUAAUUUGCAUAAUUGCAUUGUUAUUCUGUAUAGUAUAUAUCUAAAGCAACUUGUUUACAUUUUAAUGUAUAAAAUUUAAGUUCUGGCAAAAUAUGUUAAUACUUAACUUCAGGAAAGUGGCCUUCAGUUUAAGCUUGCGGAUGUAUGAAUUCGUGAAAAGUUUUCCUCUGCUGUAUAUAUUUGAGAAAAGCUUUCCUCUUUGCUGUAAAAAUCUGUGAAAAGCAUCCCCCUUUACUGUAUAAAUUUGUGAAAACUGUUCCACUUUUCUGUAUAAAUUUGUGAAAAGCAUCCCUCUUUGCUGUAUAAAUUUGUGAAAAGUAUAUUUUUUCUUCAGCUAGAAGCUGUUACCGGUAGUAGAAAGGACUAAAACAUUGGUCACAGCUCUGCAUUUUGAAUGUCAGCUACACAUUUUUUUUUGUCCUACUCUUGAAAAGGUAGCUAGAACUGUGGUAUUAACUUAAUAAAAUCUGUAAAAAGAUCCCUUGGAAGCAUAGAAUGCAAUCAAAAAAGAAUAAUAGCAGACUCUAGUCUGUUCAUGAGAGGUAAUGAAAUGUGCAACACCUCUCACGCCCCCUAGCAACGGCUUAAGUGGAACUCUAUUACACAUCUAUCGAAUGGACUCCAUGAUCCCAAAGGACCACAAAGUCAUAUGUCAGAGGUUCCAUUUCUUCUGUCAGUUGAUAGCUUUUUUAGGUAAAAGAUGCUUUUGAACUUACUGGUAUGUCUUCUUAAUUUUCGUGACAAAUCAAGUGUUGGGACUCAUUCAGAAUUUCCUGUUGAUCAGUUAGUACGAUGGUUCAACAAUCAUGACAAAAUCAGGUAUCGUCACCCGAGUGCUAAAAGUGGAUGUGCAUUUGUUUGUUGGUGCAGUUAUCCACUUCCUGCGCCAAGGUGACGAGAUGUCUAAAAUAAGAGAAUGAAGUAAUUGAAGUAGUUCACUAGUUUUACAUAUGCAAUAAUAUUGAAGAGUGUUGAUUUUGCCAAUCUAGAUUCAGUUUAUUUUUUUGCAUGGCCUGACGUUUAUAACAUAGGGAAGCCCGAAAAAGUCUGUGUGUACUGUUUAACGUAGUGCCUUCACUAUAUGGUGUUUACCAGUUCCAGUACUGUUGAAUAUUUGUGUCUAUGCAUUUUUGAAUAUUGGCCUUAUUUUGUUCUGCUGCUAAUUUAGUUUUAUAUUAUUUUUGUAUCAAUCCUGCAACUGUUGGAAAUACAGCGACUGAAGAAAGAGCAGAUCUUUUUUUUUUUAUUUAUUGUUCAUGACUUACAUUUACAUCUUUCUUUUUCAUGUUUGUACAUUUCUCGCUGCUGUAAAUCAAAAUGCUUUAUACAAUCCUCAAAGGAGCUUAUGUUGUGUAUAGAAGCUUUGAUAGUUGUUUUGUAGCUAUGUGUACAUUCAAUAAGAAAAUUAGAGCAAGUGCAAUAUAUAGUUUAGAAAUGCAUUACCUUGGUUAAACUAUCAGAGUGGUGAUGCCUUUUCUUUAAGGUAAAUUUUGCAUAGUGUCCAUAUUCAUCAAUGUUUAAAGUUUGUAACUUGGCCUUUAAAAAGUUAAAUUUUCAUUAUGCUCUUGCAUCGAAUUUUGCCGGGACCGGACGAGGAGUUCGAACUUAGGGUGGUGUUCGAAUUGACUGACUUUAAUUGAAAGAAGUUUGACAGUACUGAUACUUAAGACUAAAGAAAAGCAGAUUCAGAUUAGAAUGUUUCUCAGAAGCUUUAAAUAUAGGUGUCAGGUCACUGUUCAUGCAAAGACUUGUUAUUGUUUAGUGUUUUAUGGUGCUUUUGUUUGUUUGGUCAGCGUUAUUUCUAUGCACUUUGUUGACUUUGCCAAAAUACUGUAAUUGCCUCAUAUGAACUGCACUUCUAUUUUUUUACGUUGAAAGCAGUCUUUAAGUAAUACCAGAUGAUUUUUGUAUUGCACAAAAGUGUACAAAUCUGCUGUGGGGUGGGGGGUUAUUUAAACACUUAUAAUUUAACAAAUCUGGCUUCCAUUUCUCCAAUUUGUUUGCCAAGCUGACAGACAAGUGACUUAAUAUUCCUUUUGAAAAUAGGUCAGAAUGUGUGUACUUAUAAAUGCCCUAAAGUUUCAGAAUGUACAUCACUAUUUGGGACAAAAAUUAAGUGACAUACAAACUGAUAUACAUGUGCAGUUUCAUAGUUAAAUUUUAACUCCUCUAAAGAAGUUUUUGUUAAGUCUAAAAAUAGCAUUAAUACAUUGUUAUACCUUUAAAAAUUUAUUGAAAAUACAUUCCCAGAGUUUAAUUUGAAUUAUUUUGUGCAUUAAAUUUUAUAAUAACUAAAGUAUUUCUUUACUCGAAGGAAAAUAAUAUGCAUUUUCACAUUUUGCCAUUCCCUUCCAUCAGAAUGUUCCGAGGUCUGUUGGGAUUUCGUGUCAGACUCACAGAAGUACUCUGGUGAGCUAAUAGUAUGACAUGCUGAUGCAGGCCCCAUGUUCUCAAAACAUUUUCAGUCUUGGCAGAGUUUGAUAAUGAAACUAUAUUGAGUCUUUAGUCAUUUAUACCUAAAUGACAUGUUUUAAACCAGAUGUUAAGUUCAUUACCAUUUCCAAAUGACUAUUCAGUAUUGCUGGUCAGUCACAGCUGGAAUUCGAUCUUGAAGUUAUAGUAAAAAUUACUAUCAAAAUUUCAGUAUCAAACUCAGCCGAGACCAAAAAAUGUUUUGUGAACAUGGGGCCAGGUCACAGUCAACACUAUGUCAUAAACCUUGAAAAUUAUCUCAUUUCUUCAUGGGAGAUGUUAUAGGUUGCUUAUAAAACUGGGUAAGUAAAUAAUGAUUCAGAGGGACAGGUUAAGGACACGUGGAGCUCUUUUGAAAACAAAGUAAUCCAAGCGCAUUCAGUACAUAUAUUCAUUGAUGAAAAACUCACCUCUGGCCUUUGUUCAUGAUGUUACUAUAGCAACCUAUUGUAUUUGCUUUUAUAUUUACUUACACAAAUUUUAUUAAAUAUUAUAUUUUCAGUCAGUUUCAUGUUUUAUUAUAUAAAUGCAAAUAAACCAUAAACACAA
This is a messenger RNA of Mercenaria mercenaria, 9005 nucleotides long. RefSeq names its product nucleolar protein dao-5-like. The record is from RefSeq and is a predicted model, not a curated record. Bases 148 to 2235 code for a protein of 695 amino acids. The transcript has 11 exons. Lineage: Eukaryota; Metazoa; Mollusca; Bivalvia; Venerida; Veneridae.